AUGCUGCUGCCAAUUUCUAUCUAUCGGUUUCUCCUGCCGAAACAUUCGAACUACAAUCUGUUCGCUCUACUACAGAAGUAUAUUCGUGAGUGCUUUUCAGUUGGUUUUAAAGAAGAGUUAAAUUGUCCUUUAUGACUUGCAACGCAUGGUAGGCCAGUUUAAGAUGCUUAAAAGCAAUGCCCUACUUACCGAUUUUGUAGAAUCAAGUAAAGCGUGGAGCAGGCAGAAAACUAACUUCGAAUACUGAUGCUUAGGCCGAAAUAUUUGAGACCUCUGCGAGCAGACAUAAAUCGCAGACAUAAGUGAGUAAAAUCGACCCGAAAUCAUAUGUACUGAUUCCACUGAAGGGAGAUAGAGAGAAGAGGGUGAUGACUAAAGCGGAGUAGAAACUAGAUGGAAGAUUUAAGUGACCAGACCAUUAAACCCGUUGAGAGCAUGCAGUGACGAGGACAUGAUGGUUCGGAAGGAAUAAACUCGUGGGUUCUUUCCGUGAUAGUAUGUACAAACUGCUUUAUCCCACAGUGAGCAGCAGUUCUAAACGACUAUUUUAAAUGAAGAAGACGUAAUUUUCUACCGAAUGAGCAAGAGACUGAAUAUUCGUAUGCAUGUUUCCCAUGAAAUAUAUUUGAAUUUUUAAGGGCAUCGAAUAUCAAUCAGCAAAAUGCAUGCUGCAUAAGUAGUCACUUUUUACAGAGCAUAGUUUUUGCAUGCAGCCGGAAAGAAGUUCUUUCGAAAGCCGAUAUUUGGAGGCAACUAAAUUAUUAUAAAAUUAUGGUGCGCGAGGAUUAGUUUUUCAACCCUAUUUCAUUAGUCAUUUCGAAACAAAAACGUAUUUCGGAAUUUCGUUUGACAUUUCAUGAGUUAGCCACCUACCGUACAUAACGACGUCGAAAAUAAAUGGAGAAAAUUAACUUUAAAUAAGUAGUCAUUUAUUAGAGGGUGCAGUUUAUGCAGGCGGCCGAAGUGAAGCUUGUUCAAAGGCCGGUAUACUGAUGUGACUGGAAUACCUCGGGAUUAUACAGCAUGGUAAUUUAUAUUACAAUUCUACUUAAGUAGUCGCUUCGAGUCGAAUAAACAUCUCAGAAUUUCGGUUAACAUUUUAUGAGAUAAGACGCCUACUGUACCUCAGAAACGUGCGAAAAACUCUAAACUAUUUCUCAAACCGCUGUCUUAGUUGGUUUUGAAAAACUGGGUUGCUCAAUCUCCCAAAAGUAAAUAUCAAUUUUUUAGCAGUCAUAUACGAAUGAACGGUGCAUCCUAUUGCUACUUCUUUUUCCUCAGGCGACUUAUGAGAGGAACGGGCAAAUUUUCAGAAAUGGAUUUUUAAAAACUGGGGUUUUUCUUGUUCCUAUACUUCUAGCGCACCUGUUACACGUUUCUUUUAGCUCAACUGCAUUUUAAAAACAGAUACAGGAACGGUUUACCAGCAGAACCGGAUAAAUUCGGAUUUGUCAGCAGUUUUUAGAUCUAGAUAUUCUUGCAGCCGAAAUGCCGGAGCUUCAGGCGUUAUUAAGUGAGAGGACGUUCGCGGACAGAUGGCUUUACAUAGCUCAGUCGGCUGAUGUGUGAAGUUCAGAACUAAGGAAAAUGUAAUACAAAGUAUGCAUUGUCCAGUUCAAUCUCCGAAGGCUUGGCGAAAAGGCAAGACGUCCCCCUGGUCGCAUACGCUCCCUGUUUCAUUUAAAAAAUACUGCAAUCUCUGUAAUGUAGCCUAUAGCGUAUCCUGUCGCUCCUUUUUCUUUUAUUUCUAGAUAAUGACGGGGAAUUAAACAUAGGCCUAAGUGCUCAGAGAAACGAUGAGACAUUUUACGACCAGAGUGAGGAUAGGAAAGCUGAAAAUGUCGUCAAUCGACGCUGCGAUAGUUCUGAACCACAGAAUGCCUGAGCACGAAAUGAAAGUUGCCUAUCAGUCGUCCUCUUAUAGUGCGCAUUCUGUGCCGGCAUGGGCUCUAGGCUUACAAAUUACUUUCUGCCUCAUAGCAUGUAACUGUAUGCUUUAGUACUUUCACUUUCAACUGCUGUCCAAAUUUGUCUAUUUGGUCAUCAUAACUAAACCUGAUAUUUUCAGUCUUUUAUUGUGGUUAGUUAGUUAUUAUGUCAACUACCCGAUCUUUUGGGAUUUCCAUUGUGUUAACGUUGAAAAUGUUGUUUCAACUGAGAAAUCAUAGGCACUUCCAAUGCUAUUUUUUUCCAGACUUUAGUAUUAACUAGAGCAAGUAGUUAAACACAUCGGUUUUCUGGCGCAGUCAUCCCUGACUUCAUAGUUUACGAUAAGCGAAAGAAAAGUGCUUUUAUAUUUAGAUAAUGUGAAAUUUCUACUGAGAAUGCAAAUGCAUAGUAACUUUACAGUUGCUAUAAACAAAAUGAAACUAGAUACCAUAAAAGUGAAUUGGCUACUGCUCUUAGUAAGUAAAUACAGCAUCAACCCCGAGUCUGAAAUCUACCCUUGUUUAUUUUAAUAAAAUUCGGCACUUUUGUAUCGAAAGAACUUCCAACAACAAUUUUUUGACUGGGACUUCCCUGAAGACAUUUCUAUCACCAAAUUCUAUGCAGAGUUCUAGACAGAAGACAUCAGGCGACACAAAAGAAAUGUGGCCUGGGCAGGGAGUCAAAGGGUGUAGUAUUGCCGAGGACCUAUUUGCGUUUCCAUUCGAGAAGGCCACCAAUCGUUCGGGAAUUUCUCACUAAUUUGCAUACACUAGAAAUUCGCUUCACACCUGUUUUUGUCGAAAAAGGCUUUAGCACAAUUGUUUGACCAUACCGAGGAUACUUUAACUCAUCUUCAAUUUGCCCAUCUUUUUGAAGAUGAAUAGAACACAGUCAGUCCCCAAAUCUUAUGGUUUGGGAACGUCAAUCACUUAAAAUGUCCCUAGAAGACGAGGUCCCAAAAAAAUAAAGUUUAUGCGACUAUCCUACAGAUGGUCCUUAGCAAAAGGAGCCGGGUUCGGUGACUCCGUGUGCUGGAUAGAUCUGUCGGUACAUACAGGGGGAGGCAGUUCUCUACAUUCUUUCACAUUUCCCACCCCAUCCUAGCGGUCAGCCAGCAUCUAAAAAACAGAGACUAUAACCACUUGAACAUCGUGCACCAGUGAAGAGACGCGUCGAUUUACUGUCCACCCAACGGAUGGUGUUUAGGGGCCUGUAUAUGCAUGGUAUCUUCUGCAAACUUUCGUGUUUAUGCGAAGUCGCGUCCCAAAUCCGAUUAUAGAGUGAUGAAGAACGACGAUCCCUGCAGUCCUGGGAGUAAACAAUUACUCCACUCCGCCUUCCCACCCCCUCUCUGUCUUUAUUCGUUCGCUUCUUUUUUACCUCGAGAUGCACCAUCGUUCGAUGUUCGCGCAUAUUUCGACAGACCUUGAGGAAUUUAAAUGUUGGGUCACGUGAUUUAUCGACCUGUCCAAAAGAGGGUUUCCUUGGCAUCGACUAGGAGGCUGCUGGCGAAAUAUCGCGCUAUACGCCUUGUAAAAAAUACCUGGAACGAAAAACCGUCAUUUAUAUAGUCCUAAUUCCAAAAAAAUCCAACUUGGAAAAUCAAACAAAACCUAGUGAACUUCUAAAUAUAUAGCGCUUAUUUGUUUAGAAAGAGGAUAGACAUUCUUGUUCCAGUGAUGUAGGCGAAAUGAAGAUACACACAAAGCCUCUGUUAAAUAAUUUUCUGGAAGGCUUACUCGGGGACUUUCUCGAGAAAAAAAAACAUUCCAUAGAACCUAUGAAACCUUAGAUAAGUUGUGGUAAUCAUUAGAUGUUUGGCAUAAGAGCAUAUGACUUCCUGUCUUUUAAAAUCCAAAAGUCAUGAUGAAAAUCCGACUGCUGAAAUGGAUAUUUUUUCCCCGCAUCGGAUGCUGUAUAGAUUUUUCUAAAAUGUUCGUAAACCCGUGGAGCUCGACCUUUCGUUGACACACUUCAAGGAGUUUGUAAAUAAGGGUUUGGAGACCUCAAAUUAAUUGUAAACAAAACCAUUGUGGUUUAGUUGUGCAGCCGUUUGCUACUGGCAGGCAAUUCGAUUCUUUUCCAAUGUUCUUGCUGCUUUUGUCAAAUAAAGUUACGAAUUGUCAAUUCCCCCUCUCAAAAAGUUUCAUGGCUUUUCAAUAAUUCCAACGAUCUGAAGAAACACGGCAAUUUAUCAAGAAGCGAUGGGUAAUAACGGCCAGCAUCAUAAUAUGACGUAUUUAAGGUGUCUCUUGAAACAAAAGAAGAUAUUCUGAAAUGGGAUUUUGCUUAGAAAGAAUUACUUAGGUUGGGUUGUAAUAUUGAUUAUCGUGCACUAUAAUUCAAGGUUAUUUCAAUCACACCAGGAUGCCAAAUUUUGAAAAGAUGUUGUUGCAGAUACCUGAUAAAGCCACACUAGGCGCAAAUGGCUACUGAUAAUAGGUGUGCUACUUCAUGGAAUGUUGACCGAAAUUCAGAAAUCUGCCUCCGAUUACUAAACAUUACUUAGGUAUGGCUAUGAUUCUAAUUAUCUUGCAGCAUAACCCCAAGAUAUUUCAAUCAAUUCAGCAUGCCGGCUUUUUAACGCAACUCUUUCUGGCCGCCUGAAAGAACUAUAUUUAGUUAUAAAAGAAUUACAUAAGUAGCCUAAACUUUCCCAACUGACUUCGAAGCCCUUUUAAAGUCGAAUAUAUUUUCUUGAAAACCUGUAUAAAAAUAUACUUACUCGCUUUCAUUUGGUGUUAAAGUACGUCGUCUUCAUAUUUUUUUUAUUCAAAAAGGUCAUCUGUUGGUCUUAAAAACUUUAGAUUUCCAAACAACUUUAAACCUGACCUGCCGUAACACCUGCCCUCAGGGCUUCCAAAGUACAAGAUGCUUUGCUUAUAAAUGUACAUUUCACAUUCUCGAAAAUUCUAUAACUAGGAACGUUUCAGAAUCUCUGGACGCCUUUCUUAAAGUUCGGAGGAGACUUAUAGGUCGUGGUUGAUCUUAUGAAAUGUUGGCAGAAAUUCUGAAAUGCGUCUUUGCUUAUGAAGGAUUACUUAGGUGGACUUCUUAUAAUGAUUAUCAUGUGGCAUAGUUCUAUAGUGUUUCGGACUAGCCAGAAUGUCGGCUUUUGAAUGUACUUCUUCUCUAUCUCCUGUACAAACAACACUCGGCAAAAAACGACUACCUACUGAGCAUGCAUUUUCCAUAUUGAUUUUCGAUUGUCUUAUAAAUUUACAUAUAUUGUGCAGAAAACACAAACAUAAAUGUGCUUUUUUACUCAUUUGGUAGAAAAUCAUAUCAUAUUUGCAUAUUAUACUUGAAGAACGGGUAUAAGUGGGUUUUAAAAAGUUUCCAAUUAUGAGAUUUUUAGGACAAGGCGACGUCCAUACAUGCAGCAUUGCACAUGUCCGUUUACUAAUGCUCCUCAAGAAAUUUACGAUGUAUUUUUCAUCCGGUGCAAAAUUUUGUAAACUCUACAUGGCGUCUUCUUAAAAACAUAGAACACAAAGGUUAAAGAAAAAUCAAAUGGAAAAAUGGGUGUAAAGAAGAAUAUUUUAGUGUCAAUAUUUGGAUUUAUGAGAAUGUCACAAAUCUGUGGGACAAAUUCCCAUUACAUAAGAAGUUAUUUUUACAAAAACUUUGCAGGCAACCGGAGAGCGCUCAUGCAAAAGCAGGCAUUCUGACUUGGCUGAAAAAGCUCUGGCUUAUGCAACACAAUAAUGAAUAUUAUAAUCCUUCAUAAGUAAUCUUCUUUAACCGAAAUGAUAUUUCAGAAUUUCCGCUAAUGGUUUACUAUAAACGUCAACAUGCAGGAAUUCUACAUGUGAUACCGAAUUAGUUUGAGGCUGGAUUACCUCCAUAUUUACAACCCGUAUAUUUAGAACCAUUUGCGGGCACAGAAAGCUCGCAGCUGAAUUAGUGUGCCAGUGGAUUUUAUUGCCUCGAAAUCUAACUGCAGCAAAUUAGGAAUACUAAGGAUUCAACUAAACAUGAUCAAAUAACCAAGCUCAUCUAUGAAUUAGGGUGCUUAAACCAUAAGUGUGCCUGCAAGGGAGGGGUCUGUCGCAGCCUAAGAGCACGCGCCGACGGCCAAACACAUCUGUCUCGAAAAAGGCCAUAAACCGAAAAGAGGCUAAACUUACUACAUCAUUAAUAACAAUUGCAGACGGUUGGAAAAUGCUGCUUAAAGCAUUCUCCCAAUAUUCGAAACAUAUUUCACAAUGAUUAGGCCGUUAGCAUGACCGCUCAGUUACCACAGGGCUGUGCAUCGUGGAACAGAAGAGCUGCUACCCUAUCCAAAAGGCCGUCUUAUACCGACAGCAGACAGUUACCGCUGUUUAUGUUACUUAAGUUUAUUUAUAUUCUUUUAUCCAUAGCCUGUUUGGUUUCCUUCGAUUUUUCAAGUGCACAUACACGUUCAGCGUCAAUGGAAAGGCAACCACCGAUUUUAUCUUUAAACGCUCUUUGUCUCACGUAGGCUAGUUUGUACUGACCAUAUGACGAGGCCACAGUCAAAGUGCAUUAGUUCAUUAUUUUGUUGUCUUAUGUCAGCCUGCGAUAAAUUACACCCAAUUACUAGUCUUAACAUCACAGUUCACCAGGAUUUUCACAUUUCUUCAUAAUUUUGGGCGUAAAGCCUCGUCCUACAUCUCUCUGGUUUUCAGAGAAUGUUUUUUAACACGCUCAUAUCUGUAGAACAUUGUUUGUUCUUCGCCAGAGUUGGCAUGCGCCAUCAAAAUAACUGUCAAGUCACAGUUAAGUGCGUCGCCACCGGAGAUGCGCAAGUUUGCGCUCUUUAAACUUGCGCAUGCAUUUACUGGCAUUCCACCAAAGUUAUCUAAUGUUCGUAUCCUUUUUUCAAUCGUUUCAUUAAAUAGCAAUGAGUACAGACCAGCACUUGUCGUUGUGCCUGAAUAAGUUUAUAGGACUAAUUAAGGUAUAUUGAAUGCACAUGUGCAGUACGGGUACAACGCUGUCAAACGGUUUAGAGAUCCCAGAAACUUCUAAGACCGGUUGAUGUAGAUAAAUUGAGACGUUAGCUGCAUAAAGGUAAGUCAUUAAGCCGAGGGUGAAGGCAGACUGUGGUCUAACCGUUGCCAAAGCAAAUAGAAAUAGGAGAACGACGAAGGGAACAACUGUCCUGCCUGGAUUUUGUUCGUCGUCACAAUCAUCCAGGCCAUCCGUUUCUAGACUUGCCUAGAUGAAAUAUUACUCGACUGGUUUGGGAUUUAAUGCGUCCUACCUUAAGUACUCGUACACUAAAGCAAGGAGAACAAAAGAAGCCGAUGAGUUUAAGUUAAUAUGGCAACGAUUAUAUUACUGAAACUCAUGAGUAUCCCGCUCACCUAUCACAAAAUUAACUUUAGGGCUGUACCUAUUAGUUAACUUAGUGUAACUGUUUCCAACUGUAAGGGUUAACAACGACCACGUCCACUUCUAAAUUUGUAGUCCUGUAACAAUUUUUCGCCUAAGCGCAAUGAAAACCACUGAGUGUUCGAUCCUACUGACGCUGCGGCCAGCAGCUUCUAAAAAUUGAUAAGACGAGCAUAUUUUAGGUUGGUUUCUUGACAAAAUUAAGGUGCACAUGAAAGCAUCACAUUCUCAAACCCCUAUCAGCCGAUUGGUUUAGCAUGCAAUUUCGAAAAAGCGCACUAUGUAGAUAAGCUGGUUUUAUCGCACAAUAACACAAUGCUCAUUUUACUAACUAUUAACGCCUCUGCUUGUUCCAAUCCAAUGUGUUUGGCAUUAAAAACCCAAAAACAUUUACCAAUGGCAGAUCUCAUGGGAUUUCAUGGGCUUUUAUCAAGGCCUCAUUAAUGGCAUGUGCUUAACUUAUCCGAAAUAAGCGGGAAACUCCUACUUCGAGGUUUAUUAAAUCCAUUCUCCGUCUCCCAGCCAGAGUAUUACGACAGCUUGGUCUGCCUACAUAAGUGGUCCUUCUUUCGGCCCAGCACGUUUUGAUUCAAAAUGUGCUUGGCUGUAACCCCAUCAGCGGUGCCAGGUAGACCUGUUUUAUGACAGGCCAACAAAUCACGUGGGCACAGUGGUUCAUUCACUCACGGCGUAUGUCAGUAAACAGGUAAAUCAAAGGGCCAACUGUUUGGGUUAAGGAGCAAGCUAACUAAUGGGGUACGAGGAUGGAGGCCAGCGCGGGAAGAACAAGGUUGUUUACUCCUGCGACUAUGCAAGCGCUCAUUUUUAUGACCCUACAACACGUACAGAGGUGGUCGGACUUGCUGUGAACAUAAAAGUAGAAAGAAUUCACGGACUCCAAGUACCUACGCAUCAGUAAAUUCAUUUUUUAAGUCGAAAUCUAUUCAGUCUACCCCCACAUUAGGAGCCACUGUUCAUGUGGCCGCGAUGUCAUUUUUGUCGCAAAUCCCUAACUAUCUGGUUAAUUUCAAAUAUCGAAGACGAUUGAAAAAUGACCGGUGUGAUUUUGCCGAUAGAACUCCUCAGGAGACUCUCCUAAUGCAGAUGCAGCGCAAACAAAUGUUAAAUUUUGCUCUAUUUUCCCUUAGCAUGCCUUGGAUCAAGUUGUGCUUGAUUAUACCCGCCUCCUAGAAAUAUAAAGUAAGUCGUACUACUUGAAAUUUCGAAGUUGGUGACCUUCCGUGUUCUCAUUGUCUUCUGUCCGAACCCAUAUUUUGACCGGAAAUAAAAGUCUUUCGUGGACAGUCUCAAGAUCGGUGUGGAGUAUUUUGGUUAUCGACAAGUUAAGCACACUAUCGGUUCGAGUAAGGACUAAUAAGAGAAUCAAAGAGUGCAGUAAAACAUAUUAGAACUAGGUAUGGAAAUAGGAAGUGUGGAAUGCAUACGGAGGUGUUUGAAGUGGUCGUGAAUGUUGCUGGGUCAAGAACUGUUUAAGAGUUGAGCUUGCAUCGACUUGCUGAAGGCUUUUUCGAACAAAAUAAUGUUUUUUGAUAAAGAAUAAGUUAGCCUUCUCGUACACAUUCUUAUACUAAGUGGAAAACAUUCUGGCUGAACGACUGCGCACUUAUAAGCAGGUCAGUUUGAGAGUUGAGAGAUUGUCCAUAAAAAUGAAUCUGCAUAAGCACCGCGGCGUUCGUACUAAAAAGUCCCGAUAACUCAUCCAUUCUAGAAAACUGAGCAUGAAUAUUUAAUCUGAUUUCUACAAAAACUAUUGUGAAUUUUGGCAUUAGUGAACUUAGAGGGCAAUAGUAGAUGAAAGACCCCAUUUAACCGUCGGUGGAGUGUGGAUUGCGUCAUAAAGGGUUGGUGGUAAUUGGGGUCUUACGGGUGGGGCAGCGGGCCAAACAGUAGGCUGAAAUAAUUAAGAAAACACAGAAACUGUUUGGCUUUCUGCCGAUAGUCUUGUCUUACGUUUUUGUAUGGCAACGGAAAUGAGCGCGUCAAUUAGAAAUAAGCAAAAUGCAAUCUUCAAAAAUUAGCGCAGUCUAAGUUUUAAUUCCUUCCCCCCACCGUUGCCCUCUUUUGAACUUUUUGGACCCUGCCGACCAGAUGCUUUUCCGUUAACUCUCCUGUCGAACAAAAGGUUCAUAAGAGAACAUACUUCACCUCUUCUCCGUUCAGAACGAACCUGACUAACGAGCAAGCCUGACUUAGCAACUAAAGCAUUUACGUAGAGUCGGUUUGAUCACUCGCAGUCCCAACUAUGUCGUCCAAAUAACAGUCCUAGAGUUCCCGCCAAAUAAUGCGUUCAUCGCCCUGUAUUUCCUCCAGUUCGCUCAAAAAGGCUUCGGUUGGGAGCGGACCUAGAUGUGGACCCAUUGUCCUUCCAUCUACUUGUCUAUAUGGUUUGCCGCCAAACACGCACUGGGCAUUCAUAGUGGAUUUCAGUGGUGGCGCCUCCCUUUCGUAUUAUGAGCCCUUCACGUAUUCUCAAUGGUGGUGGCAGCUUUAGUCAAGGCCACCUUUGCGUACCUUAGCGGAGAGAAGGUUCGUUAACCCACUCUUAAGACCUUUAUAAAAUCAGCUGAUUAUAAGCCGCGCAACUUAGCAUAAUUUAUUCAGAAAUUGUACCCAGCUUGUGGCAUUCCCUGUGCCCAGGUUGCAUGCUUUUCAAAGGUCGCUAGGUCAACUUCCCUCCCCUCACGUUAUGCCUUCUCGCAUUUCAGAUCAACAGUCCUUGUUUUCAUUUAACUAUCACGUUUGAUCCCCUGGGUCGAUUUCUAUUGGACUGGUGGGCCGAGAGCCAGGCUGCCACGGAUCCUUCUUAACGUGACCUCUGGCACUGGGGUGUGUGUGUAUGUGUGUGUGCAUACGGGUAGUGCCUCUUAGUCGACGACUGACUGGUCACCCUACCUUUAAGGGGUACUGGCCCAGGCUCCGUGCAGGGCUGUGUGUCGUCCUUCUAGGCCUUAAGGUUUGUGAGCGUCUACUAUAUACCAUGAUUCAGUAAACCGUGGUUCUCGCAGCCUGGUAGGCGCUGGCAGUCCCCUGAAAUCUGGUUCCUUGCCGGUAGAUGCGCUUACGCUCCCGCUGGGUACACAGAUGGUGGGCAUAGCUGCCCAGUUAUCCUCCUCCUGCUGCUGACCCGUAGGGGUGUUAUUGUUAGUUGAAAUUCUGGUCGAGUGUUUGUUGUGGGCCAGGGAGUGUGGUAGUACGCCUAGGUGAGGGUCCGGCCGUGCCAGCCACCUGCACUCUCUCCGGCCUUCAGUCUUCUCUACUCUGUCUUGGCAUCGGGUCCAGGCUGGGAGGAGGAGGGGAAAGUACAGUAGGUGCUAAGCAAGUCCACUCUCACCAUAAAAGAAAUCAGGCGCAAGUCACCGUGCCUGCUCUUCCUUGUUGUGUAACACACGGUGGACAUCGUUGGUUGAGACGGUCAGACUGUCAGGCGGAGAGCGCACAGGUGAACAUUGUUCCCAACGCCAGGGUCGGUGGGUCUGAUGGUCGAGCAAUCAUCACAACAACAUCCAACGCACGUGGUGAAAUUGCACCAAUUAACGGCGCGAAUAUCGGCCAUCAAACAGUCAUCACACCAAGUGUAACGAUCCCUCGUGAAGGGGGGAGCCGCGGUAGCAUGGCGACUGCAUCCAAUAAAUACUGCAGCACCUUAUGCAUUAACAACCCGUAUCUGCUUUUGUCUCUGAUGAUGGGUUCGAGCGGGAAUCCGAGACGUCAGGCGAAUAAAGCUCUUGUCCCAGCGAUCUUGUCUACCUCUUCACGCCUGCUUCCUGGGACUCGUCUCUUCGCUUCUAUUGGACUCGUUUAUAUUCCUUGUACACAGCAAAGGAUCCGAGAUCUAUCCUACAGCCAAGUGAAGGCGAUGUAGCCCACCAGGAUGCAAUAUGAAGCGUGCUUCAACUGCACGAUCUUUCUCCUGGUCUAACUUGUGGUCACCAUCGAUUCUUAGAUUGACUGAGGAAACAUUGCCUCAUCCGGCAGCAAGUUCCUUCUAGCGGUUUUGCGAAAGCUGCUUAUUGUCAUUUCCAGAGCUGAGUAAAGUGAUCUCUACAGUUUAAUCGUCGGUUUCGACGACGUCCGCCGUGCGCUCCAAAGCCUGGUAGGAACAGGGACGGUGACCUGCGUGUUAAUUAAUUUAAAGUGAUUGUAAACUUGCGCAACACCUGCUGAAUUCUCUCCCCCACUCCCAUCUGCGCCCGGUGCCAUGACCAUGUCAAAAAGACCGGAGGCGGGAAAGGGCGCAGGUGGCUGGCACGGUGUAAGCCCGCACCCAGUCGUACCACCACACUCCUUGACCCACAACAAGCACGUGAAUAGGAUUUUAACCAACAGCAGUUAGGGGGCGGCAAGAAUCCCGAUGGGCGCAAUGUCAACCGACAACUGCGUCUGCCACCUCACCCCGAAGGUUGCCAUUCGGUACGGGUGUGCAUUCCCGAUAAGGCCUGCCGAUUCCGAUCUGGCCCUUGUGUCAGUCCCGCCCAUCUACCGCUUGGCCGUCUUAGGGGGCAAAAGAGGGAUCUAAAAGCACUGAAGGCUGAGAGGAUCUUUAUAGAACUUCCAGCAGAUAAAGAGCGCUCUUCAUUUACGCACCGUGUCAACGGCGGAACACCUGAUCAGAAGGCCAGAUAGAUUCGGGGUUACCCAAAGCGCACAAAGCCGAUGCGUGCAUUGACCAGCUGUGCCCUGUGCAGCACGUUUACUUUCAAUGAGAUAAAAUAUUUGUUCAGCCGCCUACAAAUUAUCCCUCAGAUCGAGCAGUAUUGUCUCAAAAAGGUCACAGAGUAUGAAAGCCGACGCAGACGUGAUAAUGUGUCACUUGAUGUUACCUGUCUCAUGAAUUCAUUUCUGCAGAACCUGGCAGUCGAGAAUGAUCGUCAAUAACUCGAGAGUCAAAAAGAUGAGCCGGUCAAGCCCGUAAAAAAUAAGCAUUCCAGCCAUCUGUUAAAAUUUUGCCUUAGGAGAUCUUAGCAACCGAGAGUCCUGUCCUUUCCCCACUGUAAGGAUUUCUUACAGGCCACGAGGUUAACACGGUGAACGCACACCCACCGGACGCCGGCAUGAUUUCUCGGUCGUGACGCCCCCUCUUAACUCCCCGCUGACCCUGUUCGGCUUACUAACCUAACCGCCUCCCACGCCCCAUGAAUCCUAAGCCUCUCCCCUACGAAAAAAUGUCCUGCGCACAAAGCAGGCUGAUAUCAUUCCCAUGUUGCUUGAUUCACCAGACUGCUAGCUGAAGUACUAGCGAAAAGCCGAUAUUUUGCCGCUGCAUGACGCCACUGUGAGGGGUUCGGCUUAUCAGUGGGUCUUUCAGAGUUCCCCGUGUGAUUUUCUGGUAGAUACACUAGUUUUAAAAUUGCAGUUCUUUAAUUUUCUCAGAAAUUAGUCGUUAACUUGAAGUAACAUCUUCGUGACAAGCCCACUCAUCCCCCUCCCCCGAUUUUCAUCAUGCAACGGCGCAAAGUCGGAGAAAGCACUUGUCUGGGCUUUCAGUUAAUACCCGCGUUGGAAACAUAGCAGGUCAAUCGGGCUAAACGGUGUGUAUGCCUGUGACUGGGCGACAGGAGGCCGUGGCGUGAAUAAGGAAAGAGGUAGGAAUGCAAACAAAGAUAACGCCGGGUGUCUAAGGGAGGAGACGUGGGAAAGGAAGCAGCACGGUCCGUCACUAGUAGUGACAUGCUGUUCGGCAUAUGAUGCCUCAUCCAAGGCGGAAGUCCGUGCUAUCCGUAGCACACAUCCGAAGGUCCCAUAAGCAAAUAACGGGGUAUUUCAAACGCACUGCGACCGCUUAUAAUGCAUUGAGCAGGCAGGGACGUAACAGUUUCGCCUACCAUGUAGGCCGGAUGACCAUUAGCUGAAAAUAGCGAGCUUAUCUAGAGAGACUUAUUUGAAUUUGAAUGGCAAUUUGGUAGGCUUGAAACAGUGUUUUUUGCAAAAGCUGCAAUUGUUUUGACACCUAUUUUCUGAUUCCGGAAUUUAGACGCAACACAGAAAAAACAGCUUCAAGUAAAAGUGACAGCGAAAUCAGUGCGAACGUUGAACAACACCAACGGAAUUCCCUCGACAUGCCCAUUUAUCAAACGUGCCCAGCAUACUGCUGCCUUUAAUUUGUCAAAUUAUAACGUUAAGUUGACAGAAGAAUUAGAACCGGCAAUUCCUGUCCGCAAUGCCCCGCGGGUUUGGGGGCUGUGGUUAAUUUCGAUUUAUGGACAGAACGGAUACAAAAGCGCUUUCAUUUAAUGCAUUUUCGCUGUUGGUACAUGCCAGUCGAUUACUGCUAAGUGAUCUAGCUCAACAUACCCUUAGCCGUGAUUCAUUGAGCUGUUAAAUUCCUGUGAGCGAAUCGUAAAACGUCCGCUGUCAUUUAUAAAAAAACUUACUUUUUCAAAAUCGCAGAAAAGUGUUUUUAUUGCAUUUUCAUCUAGGUGCACAAUAAGUGUUCCUUAUAGUAUACCUUGUUCCCUCAGGAAAUUAUUUAAAAGUGCAGCUUUAUUAUAGUUCUGCAGCGAGAUCUUUCUAUCCAAAUGCGUUCACAUGAAAGCAUUUUUUAUCCCUCGUUUGCCAUUUGCGUCAAACCCUCAGUUAAAACCAGUCUACACGCAGUACAGUCCCACCCUCUUGGAAAUUAAAUAUAUUGAUUGGCCAUUUAAUGCAGAGUGGCUUUUUCGCAAACGCUUCUUUUUAGGGAGCCGUGAUGACUGCUGCAUUCCAACAGUGACACAGUUAACUUGGGUAAAUUCCAAAGUUAACAUAACAAACACUGGAAGGCAUUUUAAUGAGUUAAGUCUUGGGCUCGCCAAAUUUGGCGGAUAAAAAUCAUCGUGACACCAGGCGUCUGUAUCGGAUAAUACCUGUUCUGGGAUUAAGGUAACCCCGAAGAACCCAUUCCACGUGUUAUACCUUAGAAAUUCUCUCAAGUCCGAAGAUAUUAUCAAUUUUCACGGUAAAUGUAUUGUAUUGUAUUUUAGGGUAAUAGGCAAUGCCCUUGACGACCCUAUUGAAAACGGUACACAAAAUAUAAAUGUUAAAUGUACAUCUUACUAAAAUGUUGUCAGUAACAUAUUUGUUCACUGAAAACUUUCACAAUGCGGGACUGCAAAGGGUGCGGCAGGCGGUCUUCUCAGUGUACACAUGAAAUUUUAAGUGCAGUUAUAUACAAUCAGCAUAAAAUGCAGUCAUUUGCAUAGUUUGAGAGGGGGCAUCUCAUUAAGAGUCAGGGAUGUGUUAAGUGGGGAUGAAAUCAAGAAAUGAAAUUUAUGGCUGGCCGCAGAUAGUCCUGUUAUGAAAGUCGUCGUUUAUCAAAUAUCAAACGAUCCAGCUGCCUUUUGAAUACUGCGAUUGUAUCAGAUGUCACUAUUUCACUUGGGAGUGAGUUCCAUGGUCGAACAACACGCUGGCUGAAGGAAAACUUUCGAUUGUCUAGGCGUGUACGCUCCCGCUUGACUUUGUACGGGUGACCGCGCAGGUGACUCGUGGACGUGAAUGCAAAGAAGUCGUCAGUUUUGAGCGAACAUUCAUGCCCGUGGAUAAUGCGGAAUGUCCAUAACAGGUCACACCUCAUUCUUCUAUAGGAUAGGGGGAACAAAUUUAACUGGAUCAGUCUUUCUGGGUAUGACAGAGUCCUGAGACCGUCCACCAGUUUUGUGGCCCGUCGUUGCACCUUAAUGUGGCGGAUAUAAAUCGCGGAUGUUCUGGAUUCGUCACCUUCACUUAAUUCUCCCACAGAAUCGUACCUAUCAGAACUAGUUAAGAACAAGAAAGCAAACUGUCAACAGUGAUUCCUCACUGCUUUAAUUCCUUUGCCUGACACAGUUAAAUAAAAGCAUAUUAACGGGAAAAUCCUAAAAAUACGCGUCUCGGGUUGGGAAAAACUGACGAUCACGGUCUUACUCAGUUUACCUGCUUUCAAUAGUUGCUACUGUAAGAAAGGUACUCAACUGGUUGUUUGGGGUCACCGUCGUAAAAUAUAGGUCGUGGAAUUUAGCAACCAUUCUAAUCUUUACAUACUUUGCUGUUACUUCUUCCUGUCGGCUGCACAGCGCUAGCAGAGUUCGCGGCACGACUGAACGGAACAAACAAAAAAGAGUAGGCCAGGUCUUCUGGCCUGAUCACGAUGGUACGCAAUAUAACUGACUAGGGUAUUCCCACCCACUGUUGGUGGACUGUGGUCAUACAUCCCGGCUUGCGCAGAUUUCUACUAUGACUCUCCGGAUCUGUUGAACCCAGACUUACACUGUAACGUUAGCUUGUCGUCGUGCCCAUUUUAUCCCAUCCAGUGGACUUUCUACUGCAAAAUGUUUCUUCCUAUCCAAAAAUCUCAGUAUGUGUCUGAAGAUACUCCACUUCAGAUAGAGGCUGAAAUUGUGAGCGUUGAGAGCAUGGAUCAAACGUUCGACUUCUUACUGGCAAAAAUCUGAGAAGUGCAUAGCAUUAUCUUUGCAUCUCACUUCAUAUAUGUCCUUCGAGUAGUUUUCCGUAUUAAUCAGGCAGUACGUGGCCACGAAUAGUUAUUGUUCAAACUCUGGGCUAUCGUAGUCCCGCCUGUUGACUCCGCUAGCCACUGUGCGGCCACCUACGAGUGCGCCAAUCACGGAGUUCUGGGGCAGAGCAGAAUUGCCUGUAUUCCAUCCAAAGUUACUCUCAAGUGAAAAUGACAUUUCCUUCUCCUGAACUUGAAAGACGAGUACACCUUGCACUGUCCGACUAGGAUGACUAAAAGACGCAGGUGAGGUUGUUAUAGAGUAGGACACUUGAUGUCGGGGACUGGAAGGCGGACUUCAUCUAAUAGCACACAUUAGAAGAUUGUGUGAGCUUCCUAUUUCUUACAGUUUGCCUAGGGAAUGUUUUACUUUCCAUGGGUAUGUGUGAAUGAAUAAUGAUUUCAUUUAGUGAUCACUUCCACUCUUUCCUGAAGUGUACAUAUACGUGAAGUGAACCAUAACCUUAAUUUGAAAUCAACAAUUUUGCAGAGUGCAUAAAGCUCGAAAGGGGCUUCGACUGUUGGACGAUUAGCGUGGGUUUUCUUAUCCCACUUUCCCAUAAGGCGAAUUCACUGAAAGAUAAUUUAUUUUAUCAAAGUAUGAAAAUACACUAUGGCAAAGUCGUAACAACUGUGCAUUUGUGCCUCAGAUCUCGGGUAAAGCAAAACAAUCAAUAAAGGUUGCUUUUUAUUUCCUCAGAAAUUAACUACGAACUUGGAGUAGAUCAGUAUAUACUAAGGUUUAUAGCCACAGCGGGAUAACCGCGUAAUGUUCGUUAACUGUCGACAGGCGGCCAGUAGUGUUUUAAGGCCACAAGAUACCACAGUAACAGCAAGGGUAAUCGCUAAAAGCCCAGACACUCCUGUUUCGCCGAUAAGCAAACACUUUGUAAACUGGAGUAUCUACCAGAAAAGCAGAUGGGGAAUGCUGGGGAACUCACUGAAGAGCCGGAACCCCUCACAGCUGUACCAUGCAGCGGCAGAAUAUCGGUGAAACACGCGUCCCUGGGAUUUUAGCGAUUACCUGUGCUGCUAGUAAGGUAUCGUGUGUUCCGAAAAAAUCAACGAACGCAUAUUUACCAGAAAGGCAGCAAGGGUGUCAGGCAGUUAUGAUCCAGGGAACAAUCCACGCCCUAUAACGAUAUACGUGUUUAUUUUUCCAGUUCAUUAAAGCUUUCGCCUAAAUAAUCAACUUCUGUUUUGCAGCUCUGAUAUUCCUUGCAAUGGCAUUGGCCUGCGAUAAUUCAACGCUUCCAGUCAACGUAAAAAUUCAACAAAGGGGACCCGUUCUGAAGAUCUCUUGUUCGCCUGGCUUGCGAGCUUUUGAGGCUAUUGACAACAGGAGGGUGCAACCCGCCAGAAACCGUUUUGCGCGAUAUGUCUGCAUAAAUGGUACCUCAUUCCAGCAAAUUGGAGCCAACGGCUUCGAAAACACCUCCUUCUUCUGUGCUGGUAACAAAUCUUGGCUUUCUUAGUCUUAUCGCUACCUAUGAUGUUGGUUAGCUGGACGCUAAUUUGUUAGUUGACUCCAUUAUUUAGCAAAAAUAGAACCAACGUACAUCAUAGCUCUUUAUUAUGCACAGAGGGUGCCAGAAUCCUGUACGUCAUCUUUCCUGGACGUUCUUCCUUAAGCAUUGUCCUGCUAUAACAUAUGAAACUGGGUAGAGAAGUAAAUGGAAUUUUAUCCUUUGUUUACUCGUGGCAUUUAAUGACGCCGGCUAUCUGCCACAUUCCCACUCGCUUGAUGAAAACGAAUUUCUCUCACCAACUGCUCAUAUCAACAACGAUUCAGCUGGUAUUUUUGGACGGCGUUGGAUUACCGGGUUAAGAUUUUUCCAUCGGCAUCUGCUUCUGCACCUCUUUUCCCCUUCCUCUCUCUCUCUAUCUCUCUCGCUCAUGCUCUCUUAGAUAAAGUCCGAAUUAAGUCUUCGUAAAACAAAAGCAUCUAGCUGUUAGCCGUAACGAGUAUAUCGGUGUCUCACCGGGAACUCGGUCAAGAACAAUUGAGCCAGCAACAUUGUAUACGUCAUCGUAUAGCGUUCUUCGUCUCAUUGGCAGGACUAGAGGAGCCAGCAUCAAAAGGAACUACUUCCCUAUUUACCUAAACACACUCAAUGUGCUGGUUAUUUGGCAGUUUAGUAGUCAGGGUAUUGUUUACGGCUGACCAAAAACGCAGAAUAUUCACGCACGAGGUGACCAUUUUCGAUAACUCUGCCUAAUUCCUCCUGUACGGCCAGGUAAAAGCAAGCGAUCUAUUUUAUUCAUAGGUUUUUUAUGUUCUUAACGAAUGGUGCAUUACUAGUUUUGGUCCAUGCUGACAACUUUUUAAAUACCUCGGAAUUAGGAUACUGUUUUUUGUAUUUUGUAGACAGUCGUGGCAAACACUGCCCACCGCUUCAAUUUCAUCGAUCGUUGGGGCUCCUUAAAAUGAACAAAUCUGUCGCAGUAUGGGGACCAAAAGUGGGCAAUUUCAGUAUCUUAUACUGCACUUUUGGAAUUUGGCGACAACUCGGAGACAGCAAGCUGCCUUCAGGUGUGUCCAUGUGCCUCCUCCUUAGCACUGACAGUUACCCGGGUUAGGUGCUGGCGACGUAUCCGCAUCUAUUACCCAAUAGAUUAUGUUCGAAGGCCUGGGUGAAGUAAUUUCCAUCCGGAGCACAACAGUCCUAUCUAAGUAAUUGACUCGGAUCUACUAGAUGUGAGCGAGAUCAGGAGAGAAGCAUGAAACAGUAUUUAGUUCUCUGUGCUAGAAUGUUCAAAUACAUGUGUGGGGGUGAAACCCUCAGUGUUUCCAUUUCGCCGAAUGUAGAACUGGGCUUCGGCUAUACGACACCCAAACGGACCUUCAGGUCGUAUAUUUGUCACAGCUACCUAUACCAGUGAUGCCUCCGGUCCAGCACUAAGAGUCAGGAUUUACCUACUGGGGUUGCUAUUGAUUCAAAACCUCAAGAAAGCCGUCAAAGAGGGCCGGACUAACAAGAUUUUGUCAAAUUUUGAUUUGCGAACUGAACUGGGGAUUCUUCCCACGGGAAUUUGUCUCACUGAAAGUCAGUUUUUCUUCCUUCAAAAUAAGCAUUCUUUCUUGGUACAGCACUCUGAGGCGACUUAUCUAGCAUACUUCACUAUUAGAUUUGGCACCACAUGUGAGCAGAUUGGCGUGAGUCCAUGAGACCGAUUUCUAUGAGCUAUCGGGCUCACAGUGCCAGAAGAAGUCAAAUUUUGUGUGGAAUCAAAAACGCCCCUUAGACAAAUGUUCCAUCAAAUCAAGUAACGGCACAUGUUUCGGGUGGUCGGGUAGGAGCGGUCGCCACCAAAGUUGUAAGUUCCGACCACAGCCGACAGUCGCGGGUCCAUGACGGGCACUAUGGCGCCAAAGUCAACGAGCAACCCAGAAUUCCGAUUGCAGGUCUUCUGAGACUAGGGCUGAAGUGGAUAACUCUCGAUUGUCAACCUCUUCCGAGUUCUAGGGGAGGACUCCAAGGCAAGGCAAAGUGGUUCGCAUCCCGUCAUGCAGUCAAGACGAUUCGGCGAGUGGUUCACUUAUAUACAAGCAAAAAUCAUAGUAAGUCUAGAAAACUUACCAGGAGCUUACUCGUGAGUCGGAAAUCGAGCAUCCACUGGCAGUCCAUACAAAGCAAAUGCUCCAUAUUACAUAUUUCGCGUUUACAGUCUCGUCAAGUCCCAACCAACCCGCCAAGGGACUCAAAAUCAUGUAUAAAUUUGUUACUUUUAGGUGUCAGAGUUGGAAGGACGGGUUCCUCUGCAACAAGUGCUCCGGACACCAACAAAACACCACACGUCUCGAGAGCAGUUCAAACCAAACAUCCCUCGAAUCCGGCUAUUUCCAAAUCUCACCCCGGACUCCAUAUUUCUUCUACUCUCCCCGCAAAUUCUAGGUUAACCACUACCCCUUCAGCUCCUAUUCGAACAGAAGCUCGACCAAGUAGGACAGAGUCGGGUUCUACCCGUCCCCCAUAUUUUCCCGUGGAAGCGGAAUACCCCGUUUUUUCACUGCCAGACAACGCGUUUGACGACACCUCUAUAGUGACAAGCGACCUUGCUGCCCUAGCCAAUGAUAUCUCAUCCGCCCUCCAUCAGCGUCUCCUGCAGUCAAUACUGACAGCUUCAGUUACUCUGGUCGCGGUUACUUGUGGAGGCCUCUUGUGUGCAUUUGGAUUCUACUAUUUAUUGAAGAGAAGGAAAGCGGCAAUAAAACAUAGGGUAGAGAAGGCCAAGGAGCGACUGGAUCGAAUAAUUGCCGUCCCCUGA
Molecule: messenger RNA, 20050 nt
Organism: Spirometra erinaceieuropaei
Lineage: Eukaryota; Metazoa; Platyhelminthes; Cestoda; Diphyllobothriidea; Diphyllobothriidae
Source: the annotation of a GenBank genome assembly